CAAAAUCAUCAGAAAAGGCCUCUCCCCUCUCUCUUUCUCUCUCACACACAGUUUGUGUCACUCUUUUUUUUAAUUUUAAUUUUUUUUCAUUUAUUUUUUUUCAUUUUCUUGUGUUCUUCACCUUGAGAGGGUCCUCUGUUCUGGGCUCUGUUUUCUAAUUGGAGCUUGGGCACCGAAACAACAUGGGUUGGUUUUGUUGCCCAGGGAAAUCAAGCAAAAAAUCGGUUACCGAAGACUACAGCGACACCCUCAACCAGAAACCCAUCAAUUUCACUGCCACAGAUAGUGUCAAAGUUGAUUUCAGAGUGAAUGGGAAUAAGGAAGAUGGUUCUAAAGGUGAUCAACUUGCUCUGGACGUAAAGAGUUUAAAUUUGAAAGAGGAGGCUUCUCAGGAUAGAAAAGAUAAUGGUAAUCGGGCACAGACAUUCAGUUUUAAUGAACUUGAAGCUGCGACGGGAAGUUUUAGGUUGGAUUGUUUUUUGGGUGAAGGAGGCUUUGGCAAGGUUUACAAGGGACACUUGGAGAGAAUAAACCAGGUUGUAGCUAUAAAGCAACUUGACCCUAACGGACUUCAAGGGAUUCGUGAAUUUGUUGUUGAAGUGUUGACGUUGAGUUUGGCAGAUCACCCUAACCUUGUGAAGUUGAUUGGAUUUUGUGCUGAGGGAGAGCAGAGGCUAUUAGUUUAUGAGUACAUGCCAUUAGGAUCUUUGGAGGACCAUUUGCUUGAUAUUCGGCCAGGUAGAAAACCACUUGAUUGGAACACAAGAAUGAAAAUAGCAGCUGGUGCAGCUAGGGGUUUGGAGUAUCUGCAUGAUAAAAUGAAGCCUCCUGUAAUAUAUCGCGAUUUGAAAUGUUCUAACAUUUUGUUAGGAGAGGGAUAUCAUCCUAAAUUGUCCGAUUUUGGCUUGGCAAAAGUAGGCCCAAGUGGUGAUAAGACCCAUGUUUCAACAAGGGUUAUGGGCACAUAUGGGUAUUGCGCCCCAGAUUAUGCAAUGACAGGCCAGUUGACAUUCAAGUCAGAUAUUUACAGCUUCGGGGUUGUUCUUUUGGAGCUUAUUACAGGCCGGAAAGCCAUUGACCAUACAAAACCUGCCAAAGAACAAAAUCUAGUUGCAUGGGCAAGACCCUUGUUCAGAGAUAGGAGAAAAUUUUCGCAAAUGGUUGACCCAUUACUUGAAGGUCAAUAUCCCGUGAGAGGCCUAUACCAAGCUCUUGCCAUUGCUGCUAUGUGUGUUCAAGAGCAGCCUAAUAUGCGGCCUGUAAUAGUUGACGUGGUUACAGCUCUAAAUUACCUAGCUUCUCAGAAGUAUGAUCCCCAACUUCAUCCAGCACAAACUUCUAGAAGGAGUCCACCUUCUCAGAUGAUGAAAAGGGAUGAUGAUGAUCAUAGACAUAUUUUAAGCAUCGAGCAUGAGACAGACAGAUCUUAAAACUAGGAAAAUAGAUUUUUUUUUUGUCUGUUCAUAUGCAAUGUGCCUAGUUUCCAAAUUUUGUUUCAUAGGGGAGAUAACAGGUGCCUUAUCAAGUGUAAGUCUCAUUGAAAUUUUCUUACUUAGUGCCCCCUCAAUGUAAAUGUCAGCUGCUGCCUUUAAUGUGUAUUUAAAUGCCUUUCUGUAGGAAGUAUAUUUAAUUGUUUUUGUGUUUUGCCCCUUCGUUAGAAUUUAGCCUCAGAUAUAACAUGACUUAUUUCGUCUUGAUCUACAGUCUAGUUCAUUGUCCACCAUCUAGGAGUGCAUCCUAAAUGUUUGAACA
Glycine soja is the source of this 1752-nucleotide messenger RNA. Its product is annotated as probable serine/threonine-protein kinase PBL5. The record is from RefSeq and is a predicted model, not a curated record. Gene Ontology annotation, molecular function: ATP binding; protein kinase activity. Bases 183 to 1430 code for a protein of 415 amino acids. The transcript has 5 exons. Gene Ontology annotation, biological process: protein phosphorylation. Lineage: Eukaryota; Viridiplantae; Streptophyta; Magnoliopsida; Fabales; Fabaceae.